AUGGUUUUGGCUCUAGCAGUCUAUGGCAAUCCUGCCCUGGCUUUAGCGGUGGAAGCCUGGUGUCGACACACUGAGCUGGAGACGCCCAGUCGGCCAGUACCAGUGCUCUCCACCCAGCACUCGCCCAACUCCACCAUGGCACUCAUGGGACCGAGGCAGCUCUCUGACUUAGGCGAGGAGAGUGCUCAUGACGUUGGACAGGUGCUGAUGCUGCCUUUGAUGGCCAGAUACUGCUACAUUCAGCAACACCCACAGGAAGGCUCUUUGCUGCAGAAGAAGGUCUUGCUUCAGCAGCUCUUGAAGACUUUGCAGCAGUCCCAGGAUCAGCUGUUGCGGAAAGAGCAAAAGAAGGACGAACUGCUCAAGAAGGAACAAGCAGACGAGCUUCUCAGUGCUCUUCGCGCAGAUCGGUUCGCUGAGCAACGCAUACAGGAGGCGCUCUCCGACCAGCAGCGAAUGCUCAACAGCCGCGCAAGAAAGAAGAAGCAUCAGACAGUGAACUUUGAGGAGCGCCCCCAUGCAGACUUGCUGAAGAACACUUUGAGGGCGUGCCAUUCCACGAGUGAGAUCCAUCACGCAGCAUAA
Molecule: messenger RNA, 585 nt
Organism: Durusdinium trenchii
Lineage: Eukaryota; Dinophyceae; Suessiales; Symbiodiniaceae
Source: the annotation of a GenBank genome assembly